Anisakis simplex (herring worm) is the source of this 375-nucleotide messenger RNA. The record is from the annotation of a GenBank genome assembly. Lineage: Eukaryota; Metazoa; Nematoda; Chromadorea; Rhabditida; Anisakidae.
AUGCGUGAAAGGUGCAUAGCAAUGCUGCUCAAAUGCCUCGGUGAAGGUGAAAAAGCCGAACAAACUGCGAAAAAUAUCGAAUUGGCGAUACAUGAAGAGAUCGGUGAUGCGAACGAUCACCGUUACCGCUCACGCGUACGAUCACGAGUCGCAAAUUUGACCAGAAACAAAGCGAUUGCUAAAGAGUUGGUCAACGACAGAUUAUGUCCUAGAAAGUUUGCUAAGAUGAGUGCCGAGGAGUUGGCAACUCCGCAAAUGAAAGAAUUAAGAGAUCAUCUUUGCGAAGAUACGAUGGAGGAGCACAUGAUGGGCGAGAAGGAGAAGGUCGGUUUCGAUAACAUCAAAAAGAACGACACUGCUGUCGAAACGGAGUAA